Puccinia graminis f. sp. tritici CRL 75-36-700-3 is the source of this 2930-nucleotide messenger RNA. RefSeq lists its product as uncharacterized. Gene Ontology annotation, molecular function: RNA binding; protein binding. The record is from RefSeq and is a predicted model, not a curated record. Gene Ontology annotation, cellular component: nucleolus. NCBI's taxonomy places the organism in Eukaryota, Fungi, Basidiomycota, Pucciniomycetes, Pucciniales, Pucciniaceae. The transcript has 10 exons. The coding region runs from base 39 to 2825 and encodes 928 amino acids. Gene Ontology annotation, biological process: ribosomal small subunit biogenesis.
CAACACCCUACAUAGUCAGCUCGGAAAGAGGACCCCAGAUGCCCAAUCAGCAGCAUUCGACUUGGAAAAGAAAAGGUCUAAGUCUACCUCCUCGAUUAGCUGCCGAGCUUACUGCACUUGGUCAUAGUGUCAGCUCAAAAUCAGAUCACUGGAAACCUCGUAACCUUUCCAAAGCGUCAUCAGCAAAACCAACUCACAAGCAAUCAUCUUCAAAGAAUCCUUCUUCUUCGGGCGAUCGACGGGCUCAACAUUCAUCCUCCGAAAAUCCAAACGCUUCAAAGAGAAAAUCGCUACCAAACAAACUCAAUUCUGAGCCGAAAUCGAAUAAGAAGCGAAAAAUUGAUGAUGCUGCUCCCGAGGUUCAAAAGCCCUCAAGCUCAAAAUUGAAACCCGCGACGGCACUGGAGAAACUGUUGAAGAAACAACAUAGACCUCAGCUGGCAAAAAAGAGCCAGAAUCAGAAACUCAAGCCGAGAACUAAAGAGGAGCAAUUCGAAGAUCAACAGAUAGCGUGGUUAGAAGCUCAAUUGGGUAUCAAGGCUGGCCAAGAUUCAAAAGCCAAACUGCGUCAGGAAUUCCAAGAGGAUGGCUUGGAAGAUUUGUUUGAUGGUCUAGAUGAAUUGGAUCAGCUGGUUGAAAAUCUAGACACAUCGCAGGAUCCGGAUGCGGGGACGCAUUUGGAUGUAAAUUUGGACGAAGACGACAUUCAGGAUGACGAAACAAGCUCUGAAUCUGGGCACAGCUUGGAUUCCGACUCUACCUGGCUCGGCUGCGACGACAAUGUUGAUGGGACCGAGAGCCUAGAUAACCCUGACUCCCAUCCAAUAAGUAAAUCUAUCACCAACCACAAACCAGAUGAUUCGGGACAGAGUGAAACAGCAGAAAAGCGGGAUCAACCAGAAGCCGUCCCAGCUCCUUCUAAUAAUCCAGCACGUUAUAUACCACCUCAUCUACGAUCAAAACAAGAAGAACCACCUCAGGGCCCCGAGAAGCUGGAUAAGCCACCCCUAGAUCUUCGUCUAAAGCGCCAAAUGAUGGGAAUUCUCAACCGUGUCUCGCCGACUUCAGUACCCGUCUGCCUUGAAAGUCUGCGAGACCUAUACGUGUCACAUCCGAGAGCAGUGAUCACACACGGCCUAGGUGACCUUAUCCUCGGCUUGAUAUCAUCCAAAGAUUCUCUCAGUCCUGCAUUACUCGUGACCUAUGCUGCCCUAGUCUCUGCGAUCACUCGAGGUGGUGUCCAAGUCAGUGGGGUCGAAAUAGGUUGGGCAGCAACUUUUAUUGCUGAGCUGGUCACUAAGAUUUGCGCGAUAUAUGAGACGCCGAAUUCGAUCGACACCACUGCUGAAGAAUUUGGAAAAGGUGGAAUCAACCUGUUGGGCUUUCUAUCACACUUGUAUUUCUUCCAAGUCGUUAGCUGCACGUUGGUCUACGAUAUCGUUCGAUUGUUGAUUGAGUCUGGGUUGAGUGAACUUAGUGUAGAGGGUUUGAUAGUUUUGUUGAAAGCCUCCGGGUUUCGACUCCGUCAUGAUGACCCAUCGGCUCUCAAGGACAUCAUUAUUCUUGUUCAAGGAAGUCGAAAAAAUCUCGAAAACGCUAGUCCUCGGACCAUGUUCAUGCUAGACACCCUGACGGAUUUGAAGAACAACAAGGUUCGCAAAGAUCCACAAUCGAUCAGUGGGACCACUGAGGAGCUUCAAGAGAAUCUCAAGAAAUAUCUCGGAGGAUUGUCCAAGAAAACAGGCUCGGAUCCAGAGCCAAUCCAAUUUAAGUUGAAAGACUUGCAAGAAGCUCAUAAGAAGGGCAAAUGGUGGUUAGUUGGCGCUGGAUGGAAUGGAAACCCACUAGCCGAUGAAAAAAUUCAACUUCAAGGCCGAAGUCAGGAUGUGUCGACUCAGGAUUCUACCGAUAAGGUGAUGAUGGACUUAGCGAGACGUCAAGGUAUGAACACCGAUGUCCGUCGGAGCAUUUUCAACGCAAUCAUGACUGGCGAGGAUUAUGUUGAUGCAUGCGAAAAAAUCAAUCAACUAGGAUUGAACUCGGUACAACAAAGAGAGAUCAUUCGAGUUCUUUUGCACUGUCUCGGAAAGGAAAAGAAUUAUAAUCCAUAUUACACGAUGAUCGGACAAAAACUAGCAUCUGAAUCGCGAUCGAUCCAGAUCACGAUGCAAUUCUUGCUCUGGGAUUUUUUCAGAGAGCUCGGUGAAAAGGAAGUGGGGGGUCAAGAAAUGUUGAAAAACUUGAAUCUCGAACAGGACAGCAUUCAAGAUGAUUAUCAUGGCCGUGGCGGUAAUUUGGUGGAUCUAAAAAAACUGCAUCAUCUUGCUUGGGCGUAUGGAUGGUGGAUAGCAAAAGGAUCUCUUUCAAUUACUGUCUUGAAGCCUCUACCAUUUGGAUGUCUCAAACAAAAAACUCAAGAGUUUUUGGCGAUUUUGAUCAGCUUGAUUUUCCUUUCGAUCAACUCCACCUCACCUACGCUUAUUCCAUCGUCAUCAGCAACAUCUACAGCGGCACUUACAUCAUCCACGAAAUCGAUAAAAAUUGAUAGCUCAUCACUUGAAACAAUUUUCAAAAAACUCUUGACCAACUCGACUCUAUCUCGGUCGUUUCUAGGCUUUCUGGUUGAGGAAUCCCACCAAACUGGCUAUGACUUUUAUCUGAACAAGUUCAUCAAGAAACCCCUUUCUUCUUCUUCUUCCAAUGUUACGUCAAACCAUCUUGAUUUUUUUGGCUUGAUGAUUCCUCAAAACCGGCUUGUUUACUUCCUCAACUUGAUCACCUUAUCAAAGUCUUUUGUUGUUGACUUUUUAUCUGAUCAAAUUUGAUCUUCUCUUUGCUGGAUAAAAGUCAAUGCUUGAUUGACGCAAUUGUUCACAUAAAAUAUUCUGUGCUUUUUACAGAUCACACAAGACUUUGUCACUCAGGUUCAU